Eruca vesicaria subsp. sativa (arugula) is the source of this 957-nucleotide messenger RNA. NCBI's taxonomy places the organism in Eukaryota, Viridiplantae, Streptophyta, Magnoliopsida, Brassicales, Brassicaceae. The record is from the annotation of a GenBank genome assembly.
AUGAGGCCCGUUUUGUAUAUCUUUAUUUGGCGUAACGCAAUCGCACACGCUGAGUGUCAUAAAGACACUCUUCCCUUCUCCUCUAGACGGCAUCAAUCUCGAAGUGCGUUUUCUCCUGAAUCUGCGUUACAAAGCCUCUCUUCCUCAGCUACGAAGAUCAACAAUAUCGAUGGCGGCUUCUUUGUCAUCAUAUGGAAUCUUUGUUCGAUAAGAUCAGUAAAAGUUAGCAAUCUCUCCUUAGGAGCAACCGACCAUGAUAUCAAAGAGUUCUUUUCUUUCUCCGGUGAAGUUGAAAGCAUUGACAUCCAAGGUCACGAGGAUAGUGCUUAUGUCACAUUCAAAGAUCCUCAAGGAGCAGAAACCGCUGUGCUCUUAUCAGGUGCAAGUAUUGCCGAUCAAUCAGUCAUCAUUGAGAUGGCUCCUAACUACACUCCACCUGCUGCCCCUCAUGCUGAAACACAGAGCGGUGCCGGAGGCAUGGCAGAAUCAGUAGUCCAGAAAGCAGAAGAUGUCGUGAGCACCAUGUUGGCAAAGGGUUUCAUCCUCGGCAAAGACGCGGUCGGCAAAGCAAAAGCUUUUGACGAGAAACUCGGUUUCACUUCAACCGCAACUGCAGGAGUUGCUUCCAUCGACCAAAAAAUCGGUCUAAGCCAAAAAAUCACAGCUGGUACAAGCUUGGUGACCGAGAAGAUCAAAGGAGUGGACCAAAGCUUCCAAGUCACAGAGAGGACCAAGUCUGCCUAUGCGACUGCGGAACAGACGGUGAGCAGCGCGGGAACCGCCGUGAUGAAAAACCGGUUUGUGUUAACCGGUGUGAGCUGGGCGGCAGGAGCGUUCAACAGAGUUGCUAAAGCUGCUGGAGAGGUUACACAGAAAACAAAAGAAAAGGUUGAAGCUGAGCAACCACCACAACCGUCACAGCAGCAACCACCAGAAGGGUAUUCUCCGAUUCACUGA